UUGGCAUUAUUUCCGCUGGCUAUCCAACACGGCUCGAGCGCACGUUCUCGCUCGCCGUUUGCCAUGCUCGAGCGCAUGUUUGCGCUCACGGCUGUAUUAUUGCCUGACGACGGCCGGCUCUCGUUUCUCGCUCGCGCGCGUCGGUCUGCUGCGAGAUCGGGAAGAGAGAUAACGCUUCGCGCUCUAUCCCUGUUUCCCGCGCCAUCCCGAAUACUGGAUGUACGAUUUUCAGCACAUGGUAGUCCAUAUUAUGCUCCCGAGAAGUUGAAUACGGUUAUAGCGCAACAUACGAAGGAAAUCGAACGGAAAAUGGAAGCGGAUAUCUUGUUGAUGAACAUUGACGAAUGCCUAUUUGAAAAACUUUACUGUAACAAUUCCUGCCGCAAUUUCUUAAAUGCAAGUAUUGUUCCAUAUGCCGUUUAUACCAAUACUAGUUUGUUUGUCGGUGUUAGGACAGUCGUAGAUCCGCAGUGCCAUGUAGCGGAACCCAUCGUUUGCUUGAACGGUGAUACACCUCUGGCAGAACGAUGCGAAUGUUCGCCUGGUUUGGAAGGGCCGAGAAGCGAACUGUUGGGUAUUGGUUUUUACAGAGAUGGUUGGGCUAUAAUGCCAUUGCCGGGUCAAGCUUGCGACGACUCACAUUUAGAAUUGGAGAUAACGCCACACGUGGAUAAUGAUCUUGUAUUUUACUUCCUAUAACUUAUAAUUCGAAACUUGGAAUUCAGGAUUUUAUGUCUCUGAAACUUCAACAUGGUUUCGCCGUGUUAUACAUUGAUUACGGAACGGGAACUGUAAGGCUAGAUCAAAAACAAAUCAAAUUGACGGACGCAAGAGUCAUAGAAUAGACAUUUACUGGAAGAAAACUUCCAUAGAGAUGAUAGUUGAUAAGUGCGGCAUAUCUGCAUGUAUGAAUCUCACUGCGCCGCAAGGUACCAACGAAUUUUUAAAUGUUAACAGUUCGAUGCAAAUAGAUGGUACACUGUCUAAUUUAAUACACUUAGCAGCGAACUUAGAAUGGGAUUAUAAAUCAACUGACAAAGGAUUUGUUGGUUGCAUACGCAAUAUGACAUUCAACAGAAAUACAUACAAUCUAGGAAUACCAUCAUUGUCUAGAAACGCAGAUCCUGGCUGUGAUCAUGGCAUGACAAAAGCAAUAUCAUUCGAAAUUGAUACGAACUAUAUAGUAGCUAUUUUGGUUUGCGUAUUGAUUUUGUUAAUAUUGCUUGUGGCGGUAGUUAUGCAUAGAAGAAAAACGGAUUACGAGGACAAAGGAGGUGCUGAAGAUUAUGUACAGGGUUAUGAUUUGGAUAUCUUGAAAGCCAUUUAUGAUGCAUCACCAAUUGAUUCAAAGAUAGCUCCAGUUGGCCUACAGGGUAGAGGUUCGUACAAUAACGGCUGCAGAUAUUAA
Molecule: messenger RNA, 1408 nt
Organism: Solenopsis invicta (red fire ant)
Lineage: Eukaryota; Metazoa; Arthropoda; Insecta; Hymenoptera; Formicidae
Product: DE-cadherin-like
Exons: 4
Coding region: 875-1408 (177 amino acids)
Source: RefSeq, a predicted model, not a curated record